Messenger RNA from Sinocyclocheilus grahami, 1059 nucleotides. RefSeq names its product nicotinamide riboside kinase 2-like. The record is from RefSeq and is a predicted model, not a curated record. The coding region runs from base 210 to 824 and encodes 204 amino acids. Lineage: Eukaryota; Metazoa; Chordata; Actinopteri; Cypriniformes; Cyprinidae. The transcript is spliced from 8 exons.
UCAGCAGCAGCGAGCGCUCGAGGCUCUCUCUGGAGGAAGAUCGCGAGCCAGCGCCAGCGUCCAGCUUUCGUUCAGAGCCAUGGAGGAGUCGAGCAGCUGACGGUUCCUUCACCUUCUCUUUCCACGCGCUCCUUCGUACGCUCAUCGAUCCGGUGUUGGUGCUAUUAACGAGUUUCCCCACAUCGACGCGCGUCUGACUCGGUUUGAGGAUGAAGUUCAUCAUCGGGAUCGGAGGGGUCACGAACGGUGGCAAAACGACACUGACGGACCGGCUGAUCAAGAGCCUGCCUAACUGCUGUGUGGUCCAUCAGGAUGACUUCUUCAAGCCCCAAGAUGAGAUCGAAGUUGAUGAAGAUGGCUUUAAGCAGUACGAUGUCAUCAGCGCUCUGGACAUGGACGCCAUGAUGAGCACCAUCCACGCCUGGCAGCACGACCCCGUCAAGUUCGAGCGAUCCCACGGCGUCAACAACUCGCUGGACUCGGAGAUGCUCCCGCGCGCUCCGGACGAAGGCGUUCACGUCCUGAUCGUGGAGGGGUUUCUGCUCUACACCUACAGACCGUUGAUCGAUGUGUUCAACCAACGAUACUUUAUUUCCAUUCCAUACGAAGAGUGCAAAAAGAGGAGGAGUUCAAGGAACUAUUCCGUGCCGGACCCACCCGGUCUGUUCGACGGACACGUGUGGCCCAUGUAUGUCAAACACACUAAGAUCAUGGAAGACUCCGGGGUUGAUGUCGUGCAACUAAAUGGAGCCAUGUCCAAGGAACAGCUGUACAACACUGUGUACGGAAGCAUUCUGAACCGCAUCCAGAACAAUCUGCCCUGAACAAAGAUCUGUUGAUCGGCUUCUGGAGGGAGCAGCUUCGCAUCGCCUCCUGCGUUUGCUCCGGCCCCGACAGCGUCUGCAUAGCUGUUGCUUUUAUAUCACCUUUUAUAUCCUCUGUAUUUAUUGCUUCUCCAGCUGUCAUAAGGCUGCGUCUGUAUCAACAUCAGGAUGAUGGAGAACGUUCGGAGCAUGGUUGCAGCUACAAGCACAAGCAAAUAAAGAGAAGCUCCUGCGA